UCAACCCACACGUCGUGGCAGUCGGACGUGUUUCACAGUUGGGCCAUAUAAAUAUAUUAUACAUAUGCAGUGUUGUGAUUGUUAUAAUAAAACUAAAUGAUUGACUAACAUUUAGCGGAUUAGAUCCUAGUAAUAGUGUUUGUAACGUAGUUGUCUACAUGCAGUUCCUGUCGUAUGUUAAAGGUGUGCGUCGCGUGUAGUGACUGAGUGCGGUUACCGUUGCGCCGCGCUCCGCCGGUCAACUUAAUAAGUCUUGGAUGUACAGUGACUGUGUUACAGUGAUUUUGCUAAGAUUGAGCGCUUUAGAAAGAACAUGAAAUGUGAUUUAUUAAACAACGGAUGAAAUAGUGUUCAGUGACAAGUUUAUAUAAAUAAAUGUAUCACAAGACCAGAGACUGACGUCAUCGUUUCAUAAGUGUUGGAAUUAUAAUGAAUAAAAACUAAAAUGGAAAGGAAAUUGGUACGCGAGGACUUCAUGAGGAAAAGUUUUCGCGGGCCGAGGGUGUCUCCUGCACCAGAAGGCCAGGCUGCAGCUGUUAACGGGGCGCCUCCACCAUCACCCGUCUCCCUGGCCAUGCUGGAGAGAGUGCCGCGGACUCGUACAGAAUACGAGGUCACAUCGGCGGGGAUAGCUCCCAAACGUCUGGAGAUAAACAGAGCCCAUCCCAUACAUUUAAAAUCAUUUCAAACCGAGCCAGCUGAUGACAUCGGCCCGACGCCUCCAUCGGACGAUGUCCUGCGAAAACUGGAGCGUCAGAUCGGUGAGAUGGAACGAGGCUUGGAACGAGCACAGAACGGAGCCGUUGAAGUAGACGAGCGAGUGAGAUACGCCGAGCAUGAGAAUCUGCUGAGGACCGGCGUGUCAUCGGUCGGUGGCGGAGGUUACUUGCCGGCGGACUCUGACACCGAACACGAUGUGGUGCCGUUCAACAGGAACGAGACCACUAGGAGCAGCACGGGUGCUGCUGCUCCAGCUCCCAGGACGGCGACUCGUCUGUCCAGAACCAACUCUGACACCCAGCAACAUACGGUAGCAGCGACCGCACGGCUGAUGAGGAAACUGGCAGACGGAGGGACCAAGGACGAGAAAACGAAGAACAUCACCAGGAAGGCGAUACAGGCGAGAAUGGAGAGGGUGAAGAACUCGGUCGUCGGCACCAAGCAUGAGCACAGGGUGCUCGCCGAGCACAGAGCUGAGCCGCCCAAGACACCCACAUCACCAGUCACGCCGCGUUCAACUGGACAGAGCGCGUCGGAGACGUCUGCUGGCGCUGGUGGUGCAUCAUCGGGCAGUGCGAGGGUCUCCUCACGGUCCAGGGCCUCGGAGGAACCGCAUAUCGGUAAAUACAAACUUCUAAAGACGAUCGGUAAGGGCAACUUCGCUAAAGUGAAGCUCGCGAAGCAUGUCCCGACCGGUAAGGAGGUCGCGAUCAAGAUCAUAGACAAGACCCAGCUCAAUCCCAGCAGCCUGCAGAAGCUGUUCCGGGAGGUGCGAAUAAUGAAAAUGCUGGAUCACCCAAACAUAGUAAAACUCUUCCAAGUGAUAGAAACGGAGAAGACGCUGUACCUGGUCAUGGAAUAUGCCUCCGGAGGGGAGGUGUUCGACUACCUCGUGCUGCACGGCCGUAUGAAGGAAAAGGAGGCGAGGGCGAAGUUUAGACAGAUUGUAUCAGCUGUACAGUACUGCCACCAGAAGAGGAUCAUACACAGAGACCUCAAGGCUGAGAAUCUCCUUCUCGAUGGUGAGAUGAACAUAAAGAUAGCUGACUUUGGUUUCUCCAACGAGUUCACACCUGGUGCCAAGCUGGACACGUUCUGUGGAUCACCUCCCUAUGCUGCACCCGAACUGUUCCAAGGCAAGAAGUACGACGGUCCUGAGGUGGAUGUCUGGUCGCUCGGUGUGAUCCUGUACACCCUUGUCUCUGGAUCACUUCCCUUUGAUGGGUCAACACUGAGAGAGCUGAGGGAAAGAGUCUUGAGAGGGAAGUACAGAAUACCGUUCUACAUGUCGACUGACUGCGAGAAUCUGCUCAAGAAAUUUCUAGUACUGAACCCGGCUAAGAGAGCUUCCUUAGAGAGCAUCAUGAGGGACAAAUGGAUGAACACAGGGUACGAGGACGACGAGCUCCGGCCGUACGUGGAGCCGCAGCAGGACUUCAAGGAUCACAAACGGAUAGAGGCGCUAGUGUGCCUUGGAUACAAUCGACAAGAGAUCGAAUACUCGUUGGCGGAGGCGAAGUAUGACGACGUGUUCGCCACCUACCUGCUGCUGGGGAGGAAGAGUACUGAUCCGGAGUCUGACGGCAGUAGAUCGGGAUCAUCACUGUCUCUCCGUAACGCGGCAGCACCGGCACAGGCCGCGCAGCAGACGACGGCGGCACACGGAGGGUGCGCGUCUCCGUCGCAUCGCGGUGUGCAGCGCAGCAUCUCGGCGAGCGCGCGGCCGGCGUCCUCGCGCCGCGCCUCCUCCGGCGCGGACGUGUUGCGCGCGCAAGUCGGUACAACAACGACAACAGCUAACAACACCACCUCUACAGCAACCACGACGACGUCUAAUUUUAAAAGACAGAACACAAUCGAUUCAGCGUCCAUCAAGGAAAAUACGGCACGGAUCGCUCAAAUGCAGGUGCAGAACACGACACGGCCGAUAAGCGCCCAGCCUAAGUUGGAACCCCGUUCUCGCAUGAUGACGAGCGGCUCGCGGAGGUCUGAGACACAUCAGACGCACACCGCACAACACCAGGCUACACAUCAGACGGCGCCCAAGAUGUCGCCGCCGCACGAUACACCAAGUGGUGAGAAUAAAAACGGGACGAACGGGACAAACGGGACGAACGGCACGGGCACUGGUAAGACGCAUGUUAAGAGCGCGUCCAUAUCCUCAUCCAGCGGACCGCCGCUCGGUGCCGAGCCCGCCACGCACAACGCCUCCGCUAGGGAUCUAGCGCAGCCGAGACCCAGUUUGAACUCGAGCCUCUCUACGGCUGGGGCUGGUAGUAACGCCGGGGCAGCCAGACGGGACUUCCCCAACCCUCUCGUGUUCCCAAGGAAUGUACCCUCGAGGUCAACUUUCCAUUCCGGUCAAACCGAGCAAUAUAAAGAUUGUCAGACUAGAUCUCGUGGUGGUAGCGCCGGCGGGGCGUACGGCGAUGGCGGUUCCCCGCACCAGGCCAGGCCGAGCUUCUUCUCUAAGCUGUCAUCGAGAUUUUCCAAGCGGUUGAAUCAAAACCCGUGAUCCUGUCCAACGUUCGUGCUCACAGAGAAGAUUCACGUUUUGGCUUUUAUUAUUAUACACUAUUGAUUUUUUUAAAUAUAUUUAUCAAUAAAUAAGGCUAGAUAGAGAUGUGCAAAAAAAAAUUCUAUUUAUGUAUCGAGAAUAACAUUGUAUAUAUUUUUUUAUCCAGCGCUAGAUUGUCAUGAUAAAAAAAAUACGGUACAAUAUGUUCGUUUCUCAUUUCCAAAAUAACAAUAAGCUGAUUAUUGAUUAUAGAUUACUUUGAUUAUUAAAAAACAAAAAAAGCGUUGGAUGAAAAAAAUAUAUGCCACAUAGUGAGUAAAGUGUUAAUAAUGUUGUUUUUUUUUUUAAUAUUCACAUAUUGUAACGUCCCAUUCAAAUUUCGAUUUACAUUUAUACGUAUUACGAUAAAUAUAAUAAAGAACGCGGCGACAUUUCUGGCUUCAUUUUAUAUUAUUAAAGAAGUUGUUUUUUUUUUUUUAUAAAUUUUUAUACGAAAAAAUAUAUGUCAUGCAAUAUGAUAGCCAAGUUGGGUGAUUAUUUUUUUGGUUUUUUUUUUCUUGAAAAAACAAUAUUUUUAAUAAAAUAUGUUUGUGUAUUUAAUGAUAUAAUAUGCAGCAGGAAGCUAGUCCCGUCGCGAGACGCAUUUCACUGUAGUUUAAGUAAUUUGUUCUUUGAAUGAAUCUUUUUGUACAUUCCAGGGUUUUUUGUUCGGUUAACUUGACGUUCGACUCUAGCUAAGGAUGCGUUUGUUUUUUUUAAAUUACUUUUUCAUUUGGUUGUCACGGAGCAUAUUGAAACAGUUGAAUUGUAACAGUGAUCACUGAACGCAGUCUCAGAGUCGAGAUUAGCACAAUUUUUUUGUACUCGGACUACGCCUAAAGUAUAUCAUGACGACUGAAGAAAAAAAACAUUACAAAUUGUACAUAAUAUAAAUACUAACGUGUUAUAUUUCAUAUAGUUUUUUUAGUCUGUGGGCUAUAAAGCAGAUACUUAACUGGUUUUUUUAUUGGUAUUUUAAUGUCUUUUUCUAAUGUUUGAGAAUUUACUACGAUUAAAAUGUCUAUUUAACUAUCUCUUUCCCCCCCAAUAGUUUAAAAUGUAGUUAGAGAGUGAGAUAGAACUAAAAUAGUUAUUAGUAACAGAUCCCUUAACGUCGGUACAAAUACUCAGUAGAUAUACAAUAUUAUGUAUACAGGAAUAAAGCUCCAGGCGUGAGAUCAAGAUAAAUAUUGCUAAAGAGGUGUUUAGGAAUUCAAAAAGGAACACUCUGUAUGUGACUGACACUUGAAAAAAAAAUGAUUAGCGUACACGAAAAAGUUUUGUCUUAAAUAUUAUAAUAGAAAAAAAUAUUUUCUUAAAAACCCAUUAACAGAGUGUUCAGAAAUUUAUUAUAUACGGCGACAACACAACAAGAUAAAAAAAAAAAUAUUUUAUAGUGAAUCACUUAAAAAAAUAUAUUAAUAAUAUUAAUCUAGAGGUCAGGACUAAUUGUAUAAAUAUAAUCUGUAUCAUAUAUAAUAUUGGUUAAUUCUUAUUGUCUCCUUUAUAUCAUACAACACUAACGAAUGAUUUGAUACGAUUUUUUUUUGUACAUAGGUACCGUUUAUAGACGUCUCUAUUAAUUCUCUAUAUACACUUAGUUACAAUUUGUAAAUAAAAAAAAAAUAUUUUCGAUUCAGCUUAACAAGUUCUAUAUAAUAUUUUAUUAUAUAAAUAAUUUCGGUAAUUAAAAAAAAUAUAUAUAUUACAGUAAUCUUGUAAUUUGCGGGCGAAUAGUUUGGAUCUAUCUUCCAAUACGUGUCGUCUAACCUUUGACCCUAGUUUAUAGUGAAAUUUCAUGUUUUGAUUAUUUCUAUCAUGUGAACCUGGUUUAAUAUCACUUAAACCAUGCCUUGCUUAGAAACUUUUUUUGAUUUUUUUUUUUUAAUAAUCGAAAAUAACACAGAUAUUAUUUUUUAUUAAGAUUUUUUUUUUUGUUAUUUAUCGUUUUCAGUAUUGUUUUUUUUAUAUGUUUGGAAAAUUUAUCGAAAAACCGAUUCGGUGCUUCUCUGGUACGUCAUCAAUGAUGCCAAAAGAUUUUAGCUCUUUACAGAAAAUCCAAAAUUUUUGACAUGACCCUAGCGUCAUCCUUCGCUGACAUUUUUUUCCAACGAUGAAAUAAUUUCUUUAUAUAUAAUUGUUAAGCAAUAAAUAACAUAGUAAUAUAUAGGAAAGAUGCAAUACAUCCUAAACUAGUGUAAGCUAAUGUCUUUUCUUGCACAUGUAUUAUUUGAUAAUUCUUUGUUUGUUUUUUUUUUGUUUUUGUUUUCAUAUAAUUGCAUUUCCUUACCGCCCCCAAACAUUUCAGCACUUCUCAUGAUUUCAGCCUUUAAUUACGACAAUUUCAAUAUAUAUAUGUAAUUUUUUUGUAGCGACUGUAAUGUAUUACGUUUAUACAUAGGAAAUUUUUCCGUUUGUCAGUAGCAAUGUGCAAACUGUGUAAAAAUAUACAAAAAUUGUUAAUUCUGUUUUUGUAUAUUUAUUAAUCUAUGAGAAAAAAAAAAACAUUUUUAUUACUAAAUGUUUUUUUUUGUUUGUUUCUGUACUCACAUGUUGUAAGCGUGUCUCAGGUGUCAUGAGCUGCGGAGUGAGUCGACCUUACUGUCACUAAUCCUCGAGCUGAUAGUUGUGUAUGUGUUGCGCUUGUCCUAAUAAUCAGGUUUUGAAUA
Molecule: messenger RNA, 5946 nt
Organism: Danaus plexippus (monarch butterfly)
Lineage: Eukaryota; Metazoa; Arthropoda; Insecta; Lepidoptera; Nymphalidae
Gene: par-1
Product: serine/threonine-protein kinase MARK2-like
Exons: 20
Coding region: 446-3235 (929 amino acids)
Biological process (GO): protein phosphorylation; intracellular signal transduction; microtubule cytoskeleton organization
Cellular component (GO): cytoplasm
Molecular function (GO): protein serine/threonine kinase activity; tau-protein kinase activity; ATP binding
Source: RefSeq, a predicted model, not a curated record